UUCACACAACUCAACGUAGAACCAUUUAUGUAUCGGAGGAGUGGUCAAUUUACCCGACUUAUUUCCAUCACUAAACAAGUUACAGACUUACAGUACAUAUACCGCUCUAUCAUCUUCACCAUUCUCCCCCACCCCAUUUCUCAGUCUCUUCCCUCCACGCUGGCACCUUCUUCCACUCUCUCAAUAUAAAACCCAUCUUCCUCCCUAACCUCACACCGCACUUUUCUUCUCCAAACAAAAAAAUGACGCUGAAAUCUCGAAUUUCUCUCUGCAUAACCGCCAUUAAUUCCGAUGAUUCUAACCCAUCUCCAUUUACAACUUCACCUUCCUCUAAUAUCACGAGCAAUAGCAGCUUAACAAGUCAUCUCUCUCUUCAAACUCUUCCGUCUGUUCCUUCUCUUCAAACUUUCUCUCUCUUCGACAUUACAGCAGAUAUUACCCUCACUCAUUCUCUCUCCUCUUCUCUCUCUCUACCUUCUUCCAUUUCCUCACUUUCUCUCUCUUCUUCUUUACUCUACGUUUCAUUCGGCCACCAAAUCAAUGUCUACGAUUAUUCAUUGAGUUUUUCACUACUUGAAACCUUCAAUUCUAAUGGAGAUUCGUAUGGCACCGUUAAAUCUAUCGGAUUCUGUGACGGAAAAGUUUUUUCUGCUCAUCAAGAUGGAAAAAUUAGGGUGUGGAAGUUAACGGAAAAUGAUAAGCGGCGACGCCAUAAGUUGGUUUUAACUUUACCGACUUUAACUGACCGGUUGAUCCGGUUUCCGGUUCCGAAGAAUCACGUGGAAGUCAGACGACAUAGAACGCGUCUUUGGGUUGAACACCACGACGCCGUUUCAAGCUUAGCUGUUACAAACGGAAAAGUCUACUCCGUUUCUUGGGAUAAAACGUUGAAAAUUUGGUCACCGUUAAAAAAUUUUCGGUGUAAAGAAUCUGUGGCGGCACAUGAAGAUGCAAUUAACACCGUAGUAGUUUCUUCCGAUGAGAUUAUUUACACCGGGUGUGCUGAUGGGCGGAUCCGGGUAUGGGGUAAAAAACCCGCCCCAAAAAAAACCAAUAGUAGUAUUUCACAAAUUGCUACAUUAGAAAAACAUAAAUCAGCUGUAAAUGCAUUGGCGUUGAAUUCUGACGGUUCGAUCUUAUUCUCAGGUGCUUGCGACCGUUCGAUAUUGGUAUGGGAGAGAGAAGACAGUGGGAAGUAUAUGGCUGUAAGUGGGGCCCUUAGAGGUCAUGAUGGGGCCAUUUUAUGCUUGAUCAACAUCGGUGAUUUUUUGAUCAGUGGUUCAGGUGAUCGGACGGUUAGGAUUUGGCGGCGUGGGUUUGAAGGAAAGUUCUGCUGUUUGAGUGUAUUGAGUGGGCAUAAAAAGCCAGUAAAGUGUUUAACCGGAAAGAUGGAAGGUGAUGAUCGAAUUUUAUUGUUUAGUGGUGGACUUGAUGGGGAGAUUAAGGUUUGGAAUAUUAAAAUUAAUUACUCUAGCAGUCAUAUGUUAUGACAUUAUAUUGUCUCAGUUUGAUUAAUUAUAGGCUUAAUUAAUUUUUAUUUAACUUAGAAAAAAUUGCGGGAAAAUAUCAACUCUAAUUUUUCGAUGUUGAUUAGACUCCAGUAUGAAUUGAUCAAAGGUGGAAUAAUGGGUAUCUACACAUCCUAAUGUUGUCUCAUUAUUUGUUAUUGUAUUGUUUGAUUUUAUUUGUUCACGUUAAAAGGUUGUAAAUUAAAAGGGAUGAAAAGAAAAUUAAUAUGUAACAUUUUAAGUAAUGGGAUUAUUGGUUUGAUUUCA
This is a messenger RNA of Amaranthus tricolor (Joseph's coat), 1775 nucleotides long. RefSeq names its product protein JINGUBANG. Gene Ontology annotation, molecular function: protein binding. The transcript has a single exon. Lineage: Eukaryota; Viridiplantae; Streptophyta; Magnoliopsida; Caryophyllales; Amaranthaceae. The coding region runs from base 243 to 1490 and encodes 415 amino acids. The record is from RefSeq and is a predicted model, not a curated record.